Molecule: messenger RNA, 1822 nt
Organism: Ornithorhynchus anatinus (platypus)
Lineage: Eukaryota; Metazoa; Chordata; Mammalia; Monotremata; Ornithorhynchidae
Gene: FCER2
Product: Fc fragment of IgE receptor II
Exons: 10
Coding region: 77-1072 (331 amino acids)
Molecular function (GO): signaling receptor activity
Source: RefSeq, a predicted model, not a curated record
CACUUCUCCUCCCCUUCCCACGCCCGGCUCUUUCCCUUGACAUAAAACCAGUCCAGACAGUGCUGGAGAAGUCUUGAUGGAGCAGGAGGUGAAGUGGAAUGGUUCAGAGCAGGUAGAAAUUAAUGACAUGUCUCCCAGGAGCGAAGGAUUCUCCAAGCUGCCCAGCAUUGGCCAGCAGACCUGUGGGAAGGCCACAGUGCUGCUCUUUGUGGUUCUGUUGAUUUCGGUGGUCUUAUGGGCGAGUCUCCUCUUCCUGCUCCUGAGUAGAACUGCAGAGAUGUCACAGGACCUGCAGCAGCUGCAGGAGAAGGAAAGUCUGAGAAAGAACGACUCGGGUAUCCUGAGCGUGUUGAAACAGCUCCAGGACCAUCAGACUAUGCUGAAGAAUACUGAGGAAGCCCUGCAGAAGGACUUGGAGAUGGUGAAGUCCGAACAAGCGACUGCCAAAUUCACUUCAACUCAGCUCUCCCGCUCAUUGGAGAAAUUCCGGGAUGACCAGACCUCCCUAAAAUCCCAGGUGUUGAAUGAGAACAGCGCUGCUCAGCAGGAACGAGGCCAGAUCCAAGGCCAGGUGGAGAGGCUGUGGAUCGAGCUCCAGAGAAUGAAUGUAGGAGGGUGGCCACUCCCACAGAUCUGGACCCCAUCUCCCGGGCCUGAACUCUCUCACCCCCCAGGGUCCUCCUGCUUGAAAUGCCCAGAUAACUGGCAGCUGUUUCAGAAGAACUGCUAUUACUUUGGGGAGGAAAUCAAGACCUGGAUCCAAGCCAAGUCCGCUUGCCUUGCCCAGCUGGGGCACCUGGUCAUCAUCCACAGCAAGGAAGAACAGGCAUUUUUGACAAAAAAGGCCACCAAAAAGGGCUACUGGAUUGGGCUUCGAAACUCAGCCUUGGAGGAACAACUUCUCUGGGUCGACGGCUCUUCGUUAGACUACACCAACUGGAAUUUGGGAGAGCCAAACAACCAGGGCCAGGGAGAGGACUGUGUAAUGAUGCGGAGCAACGGCAAGUGGAAUGACGCCACAUGCCGGGGAGGGCAGGAGGGCUGGAUCUGCGAGAAGCUGGCCAUCUGCUGACCGGCGGGCCUGCCGGAGGCCAGAGGCCUGGCACCACGACCGGAGCCUGACCCCGUUCCGCUCCACCCUCCUCAGACAGUUAGGAUGGUCCUGUCAGGAGAAACUUCCUGCACGGGGGCAGCUCCAACCCGGGGUCGAGAGCCCUGCUUCCAUUCCAAGAGACUGGAGAGCAAUCUCCUCUGGCUCCCCGGGAACUACAGCUCUCUUCCGCAACCUCUUCUCCCUCUUCAUCCCCAAACUUCCCUCCCUGCCCAGAGCCGGGAGCUGAGUCUUUCCUCCCAGCUGGAGCUCUCUGCAUGAAUGGACUUGACAGGAACUCCAAACUCUCUGAGUCCAUGCCUGCAGGAGGGCAGCAAGGGGAGCACAGGGUCCACACAGUCCCCUACCCUCCCUGCCCCCACCGCCUUGGGUCACAAGUCUCCUUCUCGCCCAAAGAUUGGGUACCAAGGGCGGGCGGGGGACGGGGGACUUCCUGGGUCAUGCAGGUCCUGCUCUAGGAGCCAAGUGCCCCAACUCUGAGCUCCAUUUGCCUAGGGCCUCCCAGGGGGCUCUUGCAGAACCAGGAUCUGAGCGGCUCAGAUCUCAGGAGCGAAGGGUUCUCCCAUGCUUUCUGGGAAGUUCUCCUCGGGGAUGAGACUCUCUGUGGGAAGCUGAGGUGUGGCCUCAUCAAUGACUGGGUCACCUUUCUGCCUUUUCAUUGUACAAGAAGUGGUUAUAAGCAAAAUAAAGACUAGCUUACCUGCCGCUGGA